AUGGAUGCUGCGUUUUGUCUGCCUUGCACAUUAUUGCAUCAAAAAAUAAAUUUAAAAUCUGCAUUAGCUACUAAUCUUAUUUCAAAGGGGCAGAACUACUGGAAUGACAGUGUUUCGGUCUAUAAAAAACAUGAAAAAAGUGCUCUUCAUAAGGACACCUCUUCUAUUUUGACUUCUUUAAGGACUAACCAGUCAGGUACAACCAAAAAAAUUAAUGAACUGGUAUCUACUAUGUAUUCCAAAAAGGUAGAAGCCAACAGAAUUUUUUUAGCAGCUAUUAUUGAUACAGUUAUUCUUUGUGGCCCCCUAUGCAUUUCCCUGAGAGGACACAGAGACAACUUAAAAGAUUUUACUGAAGUUGGUGGCUAUGCUCCUUAUUCUGUUGGCAAUUUUCUUGACCUUUUAAAUUAUAGAGUAAGAGGGGGUGAUAUAGCUUUAGGUAAUCAUUUAAAAGCCUGUUCAAAAAAUGCAACUUACUUAUCACCACAAACACAGAAUGAAAUUAUUUCAUGUUGUGGUGAUUAUAUAACAGACAAAAUAAUGUCUGCAGUUAAACAAGCUAAAUUUUUUUCAAUAAUUUGUGACGAAGCUUGCGGCACAUCUACCAAGGAACAAAUGUCAGUAGUACUUCGUUUUGUAGACCAACAUUGUAACUUGCGAGAGGAAUUCAUAGGGUUUGUUCAUUGUAGUGAAGGGCUCUCAGCUGGUAAAAUUAAUGGUUGUCAGGCUCAUAUUUUAAAGCAAAACAGAUUAGCUUUAUACACACACUGUUCUUCUCAUCGCCUAAAUUUAGUUGUCUGUAAUUCGUGCUCUGUACAUUAUGUCCACAACAUGAUGGAUCAAAUCAAACAGAUAACAUAUUUUUUCAAAUUUUCUGAAAGUAGAUUGAAACUUUUACGAAAGAGUGUUGCUGACUUUACUAACAAUCCUAAUUAUGCCCAUAUUAUUGAUGUUUGUAACACUAGGUGGGUGGAACGUAUUAUUGGCAUGAGUGUUUUUAAUGAUUUAUUUGAAGGCAUUUUAGCUACUUUUGAUGAGAUGGCCCUUAACCCUAAUAGGGUAAUUAAUGCUGAUACUGUAUCCAAAGCAGUCAGUCAUAGAAAUGCAUUGGAAAAAUUUGACUUUGUUAUUGCCAUGGUCAUUACUAGACAGGUAUUUGACAUGACAAUGGAAGUAACAAAACUAUUACAGAGUAGGACUAAUGACAUGUUUAAAACUGUAAUGUUAAUUAAUUCUUUAAAAGAUAGGUUUUCUUGCAUUAGAGACAAUAUUGACACCUAUCAUGAAAAGUGGUUUUUACUUGCAGAGGAAUUAGCUCAAAAAGUAAACAUAACAGAAAAUAAGUAA
Molecule: messenger RNA, 1347 nt
Organism: Hydractinia symbiolongicarpus
Lineage: Eukaryota; Metazoa; Cnidaria; Hydrozoa; Anthoathecata; Hydractiniidae
Product: 52 kDa repressor of the inhibitor of the protein kinase-like
Exons: 2
Coding region: 1-1347 (448 amino acids)
Source: RefSeq, a predicted model, not a curated record